Messenger RNA from Rhizopus microsporus ATCC 52813, 273 nucleotides. RefSeq lists its product as uncharacterized. The coding region runs from base 1 to 273 and encodes 90 amino acids. The record is from RefSeq and is a predicted model, not a curated record. The transcript has 3 exons. NCBI's taxonomy places the organism in Eukaryota, Fungi, Mucoromycota, Mucoromycetes, Mucorales, Rhizopodaceae.
AUGUCAGAUAAUAAAAGAACAGUAGCUAAUCCUAAUUACUCGAGAAGAUCAGAACCUCAAGAUGGCUUCAAGUCACUUCAAGAGUUUUAUCCGUUUUAUCUCGGAGAACAUUGUAACAAGAUAAACAGAAGACUGCAUUUUCUUGGGACAACGCUCAGUCUAGUAUUUGCUUAUUUGGCUGCUCGCCGUCGUAAGGCUAAAUUUUUACUUGCGGGUAUCUUGCAGGGCUACUUUUUUGCUUGGAUUGGACAUUUUGUAUUUGAAAAGAAGUAA